AUGGUCAUGCUUGCUGGGCCACUUCCGGUAGGGAUGCAUGAGCCACUUCCGGUACGGAUGCAUGAGGGGCACAGCCUGCCGGAGACCAUCAUCCACGAGCCACCGACAAUUUCGGAGGAGUUGGAAGAAGAGCUUCAUCGCUUGGGAGCAAGCUCUGACAUCCUCGGUCAUCUUAAGGAGCUAGACAUGGACAUCAUGGACCAGGUGCCAGGGACUGCAGGCCAACUUGAUGGAUCAAUUCGGGUUUCCGCCCUGCGCUGCCUCUCGCACAUGCUACAGGCCUUUGGGUCGGGCCACAGCUACUGGUUCAAGGCAGCUUUCCUGCUUGACCGAAUCGUAGCCAGCAGUACAUUCCGCUUGGAACAGCUGCCACUCACAUGUGCUGUCCUUACGCGGAUUGUCAUGAAGCUGGCUUCUAGCAUGCCACCGCCGUUUGCAAGCAACAGUUGCCCCGCAAUGCACAUGAUCAAAGACUUCGGGACAUGGCUGGAGUCCGCGCAGAACUGCGUUACCGAUCAAGUCUCCGACAUGGCUCUGUGCAUGCAUGAGAAAACAGUUUUGAAGGCGUUGCUAUGGCAGAUUGAGUGCCCCUGCGUGGAACAUUGGAGUUGCCUUUUCUUCACGCGCUUCGGGAUCUUGGCUGGCCGGGACUUUCAGGCCUGGGUCGAUCAGAUGCAGGCAAAGGUCUUGAUGUUUGCGCGCGCCGUGGUGAUGUGCUUCCCUACAGCUCAGCUGAGCCAGGGUCGUCUGGCCUUGGGGCUCUUCAGCCUGAGCUUCGUGGAUGCUGGGAUGGUGCCCGUGGCAAGCCUCAAGCCAUCGACGAAGAGCGUCUCCGAGUGGAAAGCACUUCUCACAGCGACCCAACCAAGAGGUGAGCUGCCAGAGUGCCGUUUGCCGCCCUUCAUGGCGAUGAGGGUCAUGGACAUGAUCUCGUUGGCCGUGAAUGAGGAACCCGAUGCCAUCCGCGCAUCCGCAGGUGUGGUGGCUGAGGCCUUGGGCGAGACAUUUCGGAAGAUUCAGAGCUUCCAAGUGGAGCGACCAUGA
Messenger RNA from Symbiodinium necroappetens, 1044 nucleotides. Lineage: Eukaryota; Dinophyceae; Suessiales; Symbiodiniaceae. The record is from the annotation of a GenBank genome assembly.